GCUCAGCCAAGUAUUUCGCUAAGUUACAUUAACUAUGGAUUCACAAUAUUUAAUAUUAUAACACAUUAUGCAUCCUAGUUUUUAAACGAAGGAUAAAAUGAGUUACCCAUUAACCUUAACAGAUCUAACCCACUAUGCGCCCUCGCCCGUGCUCCAGGCUUUCUACACCCGCAAAUCUGACGCUUCGUCGCUAGCUUGAUGACGCAUAUUAGUUUAAUUGAUGCGGCUAUCAAGUCAUUUGUAGAAGCCCCGCGUAAAACAGGCGGAAGAGUUGUGUACACAAAAGAACAACUACAAAGUUUACGUUUCUCACGAAUCGUACGCGAAUGGCCCCCUUCUUUUGAUCGAAGAUUUUCCCGUUCUAAAUUCAGAAAAAACACUUGUUUAUAUCCUCCACUUAACCGUUUAUCGUACUGCAAAUCUCUGACUCGCGUGAGUGAUACAAGUCGUUCCGAUAAUGAUAGAAGCGAUGCUAAAAAGCUUUUAUACCUUUGCGACGACGCUGUUGUUUCAGCGGCUGUCGGCGACGGUACAGAGACUAGAAAAGAUCGCGGUUCGGAAUCAAGCUUUUAUGAUCGACCAACAUUAUCAUUUCAAGCACUUCGUAGCCGUCAACGUUUUGUUAAAUGCUCUGUAAACAUACCAGACUGGUAUGUUCAUGGCCCUCGAGCGGUUGAAGAAGAAAUGGAGAUUUCUGACUGCAAUAUGCAUGAUGUGGGUCAUUCCCCAGCUUCGUGUCCCGCGAAGUGUCUCGAUGAUGAGAAAGAAAAUGCGUCGAAACCAAUUAUGGGCGACUACAAGAAGUUUGGUCACAAAGCUGGGUCAGCUCUUCAGUUUCAAUGUCAAGGUUUCGCAAGCGAUGCGAUGCAGAAUGAGUCUGAGAGAAUCGGUUUCAGAACUCCAAAUGUUACUACUUUACGUGAGAUUGAAUCUAACUUAAAUAUUGAAUCCGAAAAUUUGAGUCACAAAUACGACAUGAGUGCCUGUUAUAAACUACUGGGUCUUGUUGGAAAAUCCACUCCGGAUUCUCUCACACAUCCAGUCCAAGGAGAAGACUCGUUUCGGCGCAGCGCCGACUGUAGGAGUACGAACAACAAUCAGCCACAUGUAACUAAGUGCAAAUUGAUGCAUCCCACGGCUGAACUUUUUAAUGACCCCGCUGUAUCCAACUUUGUAGAAAAAGGUCAAUCAAUUUGUGCAGAUUUAUCACAUGAAUCAAACCCACAUAUACUAAAUGCCAAAGCAAAACUAAACAUGGCAACGCAGAUGGCUUGUAACCCACUAACAGCAUCAUAUCAGCGCCAAAUGAUGGCUUCUGGACCUUUGGGACAUAAUGCGCUGCGAUGGUUUAAAGCGAUGACGAAUGCAGCGGCAGCUAACGCGUGUAUUAGUCAGCGAGUAGAUGGAUCAGCUACACAUUUGGCUGCAAAGGAAUCCGGUGAGAACUUUAGUGAAGUCGAUUCACAAGAAAGAGUAAAAUAUAAUUCUUCUGAGAACCCUUGUCAAAAGCCAAACGAAGUUGACCGGUUUGUUCCUUUCCAUACUCCCACACAAGUUGACGCCAGCAGACAAGAUGAAAUGACGGCUUCACCUGUUAACCAGCUCUACAAACCGCUCUUUGAUUGGCCGUUUUAUUUUGGAUCAUCUAGAUUAAUGCUCGACUCUGCAUUUGGAGUGGGGUUUAAUCUGUCUUCACGUCAUUUGAAACCACCGAUGUUCUAUUACCACCCCCAGAUGAUGCAGUUUUUGAGCCGACCAUUGGUGCAUCCACUUAUUUUGCAGCAAAUCUUACAGCGUCAAUUUAGUCUCAGAAAUCCCGCUCUGCAACUGCCUUUCAACUAUUUGAGAACCCACGUAAUGAUGCAGUUGCCAUUUGAAUCUAGUUGUUCGCCUACUUUUCAAUCAUCGGGUGGAGUCGAGAACCCACAGGAACCAUUGCUUGGCCCACAAGCGUCUGUACAACCUUCCUUUUCACCUUUGAUCCAGGAGAUUCACUCUACGGAGCAAUAGUGCUAUACCCGUUUGGAUAAUUGAACUAGUAUUAUGAUCUAGUUGUUUUUUGUUCCACUGGCCAUCCCCUUACCCGAGCAAACUGUCACUUCUCUCAUAACUUCGUCCUGCCAUUGCACUGUACCCUAACUUCCAUCCGUGGCGUCGUUCCUUGGAUUGUUGUCCUCAUUCGGUUACGUUUUCGUUGCUUUCCUCCGUUAUUCCGCAUUGUUGUCAAGCCAUAACAUAAUUCCAGUACUCUGUCGAA
Molecule: messenger RNA, 2257 nt
Organism: Dicrocoelium dendriticum
Lineage: Eukaryota; Metazoa; Platyhelminthes; Trematoda; Plagiorchiida; Dicrocoeliidae
Source: the annotation of a GenBank genome assembly